Caenorhabditis briggsae is the source of this 1293-nucleotide messenger RNA. It is a transcript of the gene Cbr-lin-26, whose product is annotated as Protein CBR-LIN-26. The record is from RefSeq and is a predicted model, not a curated record. NCBI's taxonomy places the organism in Eukaryota, Metazoa, Nematoda, Chromadorea, Rhabditida, Rhabditidae. The coding region runs from base 1 to 1293 and encodes 430 amino acids. The transcript is spliced from 4 exons.
AUGCUCUCUAAAUUUGUUGUAGUUGAAGUGAGCAAUACCAACAACACAAUGACACUUGUCGAAUACUUGGUAACACAUGGUUUCGACAAGUUCGCAGUGGUAACCGAUUUGAUGGAUCACCCCUCAUUCAAAUUCAAAGACGGAUCUUCAAGUCCUGAAUCUCCUUCCACAACUGUAUCCACUGCGGCCCAACACACUCCACCACGAACGGCGGUGUCAACGCCAACAUCGAUGUCUACUCCAGUUCCACCACAGAAUAACAAACCACGUGCAUCGAUCGAAUCCAUUGCAAAAGCUUUAUCGACAAAGAAGGCAUCUCCUCCAGCGUUGGAGAAGCAAAAACCACAUCAGAUGCCACCGUUCAACAUGUUCCCACAUCUUGCCAACCCACAUGCAAUGUCACAACUUCAGAAGUUGCUUGAGGAGCAACACAAAGCUUCGAUUCAGAAGAAAGAACAAGAGAGACAGCAAGCUGAGAUUCAUCGGAUCAUUCUUCAACAUGCAUCGCAGCUCAAUCAAUCGUUUGGAAUGGAGAGGUUAACGCCAGAAUACGAAGACAAUCAACAUAGUGAGACGAUUUCGAAAGCGAGUUCCGAAGACUUGAAGGCUGAACCAGAUUCAUCCGAUUUCGGACUUGGAACCAGUGAUGAGCAAAUCCGUGCUUCAAUGUUGCAUCUUCUGAACCCAGGAAUUUCAUUUGGAGGAAUCGAUUCGGAGAACUAUUUCGGAACUGCUUCAACCCCAUCGACGCCCGGAACCAAGAGAAAAAAUGGAGAGCCAGGAAGUGUGCCAUCAAAGAAACAUCGUUGGCUCCCAGUCAAUGAGCUAGAAGAAAGCAGAUCGUCGCGUGGAAAAAACUGUGGAAGAGUUCAUUGCAAAGCCACUUAUAAGUGUGCUCUCUGUGGAAAGCCAACUACUCUCAACUCGACAGGAUCCCGAUGGAACCUUCUUCGUCACGUUAUUAUGAUCCAUUCGGAUGCUAAGCCAUACAAGUGCUGGGACUGCGACUUCACCGGAAUAAAGUCGAACGUCAUUUCCCAUGCCAGACAAUGCCGUCAUCGCGCAGACGACGCCAACGAUAUUACAACCGACGAAAUGCGUGCCGAAUGGAAUCUACGCCUCCACGAAUGCUUCCCAGACUAUGUGCGUGCUAAAGAGCGUGGAUGGCAACCAGAGGAGUCUCUUGAGAAAAAGGCAGAGGAGGAGGCCGCUCCGACUCUUGUCAAAUCCGAGACGGUCGAGGAAUUGAUGGAGCCUAUCAUCAAGCUCGAAGCUCCAAUUUCUCUUUCCUAG